AUGCUGGAUAAAGAUCGACGUGCUAGUUUAAUAUCAUCAUGUUCAAAAACAAUCACACAAUACAAAUUCGAUUUAAUGGCUUCAAAUCUUGACGUAAUCCAAAGCACAAGAUAUGGCCAUGAAGAAUCACUUCAGAAUUUACAAAAUCAACUAUCAGAGUCCAAUGCCAAUGAUUUACUGAAACAGGCUAUUGAAGAUCGUCGACAAGCAAUGACAAACCGCUCCGCCGACGGUAUAAAACCAACGAAGAAGCGAAGUCAUCGUCGUCGUCGUCGUCGGAGCGAAAUAUCUAUUUAUAAACAAAUAACUGCUUCUACACCAUUUAUUCAAGUUGAUCUUAAAUUAACAUCAGCCCAAAUGUCAAUGUCAAUGAAUGGUUUUAAAUAUGUUGUGCCAUAUCAAAGUCAAUGUUCUCCUAAACCAAUCGAACGAAUUCUUACUGACCAAUAUGAAAAUACAUCAUUUAUCGUCAAGAACUGUCUACAAGAUCAUCGGAUGUCAAUUAACAAUGAACGAUCUGAAAUGAUAUUUGCACAGCUACGAUAUGUGUUCAAAGGAUUAAAAUCUCACAAAGUGCCAAAAAAGUUAACCAAACGUGCUCAAAAGGAAUACCAGGUUGUUCGAAGUAUACGACGACUUCUGCGUCAACGACCAGAUAUUGUCGUACGACGAACUGAUAAAAACAAAGUAUUCUAUAUCGGUAAAGCAGCUGAUUUUGAUCGGAAAGCUGAAGAAUUUAUGUUAAAAACCGAAGCUUACGCAGAAAUUACAAGUGGUAUUUGUCCCCUAGCAGAAAAUUUGAAAAGUGUAAAAGUUCUACUUGAUUACUUACUAAAGAAAAAAGCAUUAACAAGACAAUUAUAUAAUCAAUUAUGUCCAAAAGAAGGUCAAUUAGAAUUAGGUCAUUUUCAUGGCCUGCCCAAACCCCAUAAGCCUGGAACACCUAUACGACCGAUAAUAGCAAGCAUGCAUGCACCUGCCACAUUGAUUUCGAAAUUUUUGAAUGAUCUAUUAGCACCUGUCUAUUUACAAGUGACACGUGAUUACACACUUAUUAAUGAUAUUGAUGUUGUGCGCCGACUAGAAGAGUAUGCUGCUAAUGGAUAUAUUACACCAACAACAAAAUUUAUAACAAUUGAUGUUGAAAAUCUUUAUACAAUGAUACCACGACAAGGUGCAUUAUGCGCAUUAGCUCGGUUUUGUAUGAAACAUUCAAAACAAGGCAAAAUUGGGACUUUGGCAUUGGAUCAUAUUAUGAAAAUGGCUCGUUUGAUAUUGGAUACAAAUUGUUUUGCUUAUAACAACAAAUAUUAUCGACAGAUUCGAGGUGGAGCAAUGGGUUCAGCAUUCACACAAGUAUUAGCCAAUAUUUAUAUGUUCGAGUGGGAACAAGAUUUAAUUGAACACCAACAGUUACAUCACGGCAUGUAUGGAAGAUACAUUGAUGAUAUAUUCAUGACCACAGAUCAAAGCAUCGAAGAGAUCAAUAUUGAACUAGAGAAGGCGAACAACAAGGACAUUAACAUCAAAAUUUCAACAUCCAUUAAUACGUCAGUUCAUUUCCUCGAUGUAACAGUUAGCAAUGAAAGUGGACACUUACGCACAUCCAUCUAUCAUAAACCAACAACCGAGCCAUAUGUGUUACCCUAUACAUCUGAUCAUCCGCGCCAUAUCUAUCGUAACAUUCCAUAUGCAGCAUUGUUACGUGCUGCUCGUAUUUGUUCAACUGUCGAAGAUUUCCACUCGGAAUGCAUACGAACAGAUAUGUCAUUAUUAUUAAACAAAUAUCCACCACGUUUUAUUACUGAACAAUUUCAACGUUUCUUUCAGUUGAACGAUGCAAUAUCUAUAUCAUCACAAUUGAAUAAAGAUGCUUACCAACGUCUACAUCAAACAUCGUUACAUCAAUCAACACGUCGUGAAAAGAAACUAAACAUCAUGAUGUACAAUCCCAUUGAAAAUCCAUUAGUGUUACAACCAAAAGUGUGGAACAAGGAAGUGAUGUAUCCACGAUAUUUGUUUGAUUCCAGCAUUACCAAGGUUUAUUCAAACCAAUUCUAUAAUUGGUGGAAACACUACUAUGCCUUUCCAACUUCACCACUUCAACAAGUCAAAGUCAUUCUAGUCACAACUACCAAUCCUACAUUAGACCAGUUCUUUAUUCAUAAAAAACCUCCACGUACAAUCUUAAGAAAAA
This is a messenger RNA of Adineta ricciae, 2197 nucleotides long. NCBI's taxonomy places the organism in Eukaryota, Metazoa, Rotifera, Eurotatoria, Adinetida, Adinetidae. The record is from the annotation of a GenBank genome assembly.